GGCGCCUGCGCAGACCCUGAAAAGCGGCUGGGGCGGCCCCGCAUUUUCCUUUUCCGGUUGCAGCGCCGCGCGGUGAAGAGCUCUUCCCUACCGCCGCAGCCAUGCCGUCCAAGGGUCCUCUGCAGUCCGUGCAGGUCUUCGGACGUAAGAAGACGGCCACCGCCGUGGCGCACUGCAAGCGGGGCAACGGCCUCAUCAAGGUGAACGGGCGGCCCCUGGAGAUGAUCGAGCCACGCACGCUGCAGUACAAGCUACUGGAACCUGUUCUGCUUCUGGGCAAGGAGCGAUUUGCUGGGGUGGACAUCCGUGUCCGAGUGAAGGGUGGUGGUCACGUGGCCCAGAUUUACGCCAUCCGCCAGUCCAUCUCCAAGGCGCUGGUGGCCUAUUACCAGAAAUAUGUGGACGAGGCCUCCAAGAAGGAGAUCAAAGACAUCCUUAUCCAGUACGACCGGACCCUGCUGGUGGCAGAUCCCCGGCGCUGCGAAUCCAAAAAGUUUGGCGGUCCUGGUGCCCGUGCUCGCUACCAGAAAUCCUACCGAUGAAAUUGUUGUGAGGAUGAGGGUUCAGCUUUAUAAUAAACCGCUGUCGUGGGACUUAAGGUUUCAAA
Nyctereutes procyonoides (raccoon dog) is the source of this 607-nucleotide messenger RNA. RefSeq names its product ribosomal protein S16 (gene RPS16). Bases 102 to 542 code for a protein of 146 amino acids. Gene Ontology annotation, biological process: maturation of SSU-rRNA from tricistronic rRNA transcript (SSU-rRNA, 5.8S rRNA, LSU-rRNA); translation. The record is from RefSeq and is a predicted model, not a curated record. Gene Ontology annotation, cellular component: ribosome; cytosolic small ribosomal subunit. Gene Ontology annotation, molecular function: structural constituent of ribosome; RNA binding. The transcript is spliced from 5 exons. Lineage: Eukaryota; Metazoa; Chordata; Mammalia; Carnivora; Canidae.